ACGCUUGUUGCACGCUUGUUGCCGCUUGUUGACGCUUGUUGACGCACUUUAGUAGGACCGGUCGGAAUUAACUGCUGAUUCAUGUUCGACUGAAAAUCACCGGCAGAAUCAGAGAUCGUUAAUGUCACGGUCGGCAUUGCCUAAAAAAUAACACACCAAUAGGUCCAUGAUCUAAAAUAUUUCCUUCCAAAGUGGCAUUAAAAAGAGUUGUUCAGUUGGCAAGCUGGUGUCGGAAAACUGGGCGAUUUUGGAAAAUCAAAUCAGCAGAAAGAGCAAUGGCUGCUUCAGCAAUUUCGGAAGGACCGAGAGAAAUCGACAUACAGGAGCCCAAAUCUUCACCAUCCAACGACCCAACUGUUGGGGAUAACAACAAUAGCUGUAGCUGGAUAGGAAGCUUGGCUCGAUGGAGGCCAACAUCUGUCAACCUUCUAGAAAAGGCAGAGGAGAAAAUUCUAUCAUGUGUGAAAGCCAAAUAUGAGAGCAACUUUGUGUACAUCAAUGAGGAAGACAAACUGCGGACUCUUAAGUUCAACCCUAGCAAGUCGGGAGCAGACGACAAAACUCCCAUAGUGCUUGUCCACGGCUUUGGCAGCGGCGUGGCAUUAUGGUCCCUCAAUUUUGAGGACUUGUCUCGACGCCGCCCCGUCUAUGCCUUUGAUCUGUUGGGCUUUGGCCGCAGCUCGCGGUCGGCAAUACCGCAAGAUGCCGAGCAGGCCGAGACAGAAUUCGUGAAUUCCAUUGAGAACUGGCGGAGCAAAGUCGGCAUUGAGAAGAUGGUCCUGGUAGGGCACAGCUUCGGAGGGUAUCUGACGUACUCGUACAGCAUCCGGCACCCGGAGCGGGUUAAACACUUGGUGCUGGCCGAUCCGUGGGGUUUUCCUGAGAAGCCACCGCCAGAGGAACUUCAGUUCCCACUGUGGGUGCGGGCCAUCGGGGCUGUGGCCAUGAGAUUCAAUCCAUUGUCCAGCAUACGGGCGGCAGGUCCUCUAGGUCCUCGUCUGUUGAAGCGAGUUCGUGGAGAUUUGGACAAGAAAUUCAAAACAUUGUUUGAUGGUGAUCUGAUUAGCAACUAUAUCUACCAUUGCAAUGCACAACAGCCCAGUGGUGAGAUGGCCUUCAAGUCUAUGGCUCACAUGAUAGGAUGGGCCGUCAAUCCCAUGAUACAGAGGGCGGAGCAGCUAUCUAGUGAUGUACCAGUGACAAUGAUCUACGGCGAUAAGUCCUGGAUGGACAGCAAUUCAGGCAACGACUUGAAGUUCAGACGGAAAGGCGCCUAUGUCAAGAUUCAUAUUCUAAAAGGAGCUGGACAUCAUGUUUACGCCGACAGAACACAGACUUUCAACAAGAUCAUCAGCGAAAUCGGUGACGAAGUUGACUGAUAAUGUCAGGGCUUUUGUUGAGACAGUGUACAGUAUAGCCUCA
Messenger RNA from Patiria miniata (bat star), 1422 nucleotides. Its product is annotated as (Lyso)-N-acylphosphatidylethanolamine lipase-like. The transcript has 6 exons. The record is from RefSeq and is a predicted model, not a curated record. Gene Ontology annotation, cellular component: lipid droplet. Lineage: Eukaryota; Metazoa; Echinodermata; Asteroidea; Valvatida; Asterinidae. The coding region runs from base 276 to 1379 and encodes 367 amino acids.